This is a messenger RNA of Belonocnema kinseyi, 2378 nucleotides long. It is a transcript of the gene Acadvl, whose product is annotated as very long-chain specific acyl-CoA dehydrogenase, mitochondrial. The transcript is spliced from 8 exons. NCBI's taxonomy places the organism in Eukaryota, Metazoa, Arthropoda, Insecta, Hymenoptera, Cynipidae. Gene Ontology annotation, molecular function: flavin adenine dinucleotide binding; fatty-acyl-CoA binding; very-long-chain fatty acyl-CoA dehydrogenase activity. Bases 123 to 2021 code for a protein of 632 amino acids. The record is from RefSeq and is a predicted model, not a curated record.
CUAUCAUUACAUACGGUGUAACUAGUGUAGCGUCUCGUCGAUGUGGAAACGUCAGUCUGUAAUAUUUUUUCUGUCUUUUCAUUUUUUUUAAAUAUCCUUUAUUCAAUAGUGACAGAUUAAUCAUGUUUCGCGUAUCAAGUAUUCUCGCCUCAGCUUCAAAAAAUUUCAACAAAGUUUUAUUCGACGGAUCUACAAGAUGCCUCGCAACUCAAACUGUGAAAAAAAAUGUGAAGACGGACAAGGAGGAAAAGUCUUCAAAAAAGGAAUCUCAAUCCUUUACUAUGAAUAUUUUUCGAGGCCAGCUUCAAACUACCCAAGUAUUUCCUUAUCCAGAGCCAUUGACGGAAGAGCAGAUCGACACUUUGAAAAUGUUCAUUGAUCCAAUUGAAACAUUUUUCGAGGAAGUGAACGAUCCAUACAAAAACGAUGAGAACUCUUCGAUCGACGAGACGACUAUGAAAGCUCUCUGGGAAAUCGGCGCUUUCGGUCUUCAAGUGCCACAAGAUUUAGGUGGACUUGGUCUCAACAAUACUCAAUAUGCUCGUUGUGUAGAAAUUGUUGGCUCUCACGAUCUCGGAGUUGGAAUCACUCUAGGUGCUCAUCAAAGUAUUGGUUUCAAGGGUAUACUUCUCUUCGGAACACCUGAACAAAAGGCGAAAUAUUUACCUAGGGUUUGUAAUGGAGAUUUUGCAGCUUUCUGUCUAACUGAGCCAAGCUGCGGAUCCGAUGCCGGUGCGAUUAAAUCGCGAGCCAUCAAAUCCGCAGACGGGUCGCACUAUGUGCUUAAUGGAAGCAAAAUUUGGAUUUCGAACGGUGGCAUGGCCGAAAUCAUGACCGUUUUCGCCCAGGUUCCAGUCACGGAUCCCGAGACUGGAGAAGUCAAAGACAAAGUCACUGCCUUUAUCGUUGAGCGAUCUUUCGGCGGAAUAACGAGCGGACCACCGGAAAACAAGAUGGGAAUAAAAUGCAGUAACACGACGGAAGUUUAUUACGAGGAUGUUAAAAUCCCGGCGGAAAAUGUCUUGGUUGGGGAAGGCCAAGGCUUUAAGGUCGCCAUGAAUAUUUUAAACAACGGAAGAUUCGGCAUGGCUGCAGCUUUGGCUGGAACUCAGAGGUUCUGCAUAAAAAAAGCAGUUGAGCACGCAACACAAAGAGUGCAAUUCGGCAAGACAAUUGCCAAUUACGGUGCAAUUCAGGAAAAAAUAUCGCGAAUGGCAAUUCUUCAGUAUGUCACGGAAUCUCUCGCGUAUAUGAUUUCUGGAAAUAUGGACCAGGGCAGUCAGGAUUAUCAUCUAGAGGCUGCAAUUUCUAAGGUAUUCGCGUCUGAUUCCGCGUGGUGGGUCUGUGACGAAACAAUUCAAAUUCUCGGUGGUAUGGGCUUCAUGAAAGGCACGGGACUCGAACGAGUGCUGCGAGAUCUUCGUAUAUUCCGAAUUUUCGAAGGCACGAACGACAUUCUCCGUCUUUUUAUUGCCUUGACUGGUAUCCAGUUUGCCGGAAGUCAUCUGAAAGAACUGCAAAGAGCUUUCAAAAAUCCGGCUGCAAAUUUAGGAUUAAUUGUUGAAGAGGCGGCGAAAAGGGCGACGAGGGCUGUGGGACUUAGUUCGCCACCGAAUUUCAGUCAUUUGGUUCAUCCGAGUUUGUCAGAUAGUGCUGCCCUUUGUUCGAAGAGUAUAGAGUCGUUUGGACAAACGAUAGAAUCUUCUCUGAUCAAAUACGGAAAAGGAAUAGUCGAAGAGCAAUUCGUUUUAAACAGAUUAGCACAAGCUGCCAUCGAUACUUAUACGAUGUCUGUAGUUCUAAGCAGAGCAACUUUGUCAGCCACAAAAAAUCUUCCAAGUGCUCAGCACGAAAUUCUGAUGACCCAAACCUGGUGUACAGAGGCAGCAAGUCGAAUCGCCUAUAAUAUGAAAGUCGUCAACAGUGGCAAACAUUUAGACGUAUUCAGUAAAUUAGGAAAAAUUUCAAGGAACGUGUGUGAAAGCGGCGGAUGUGUUCAAAUAAAUCCCCUCAAUUUUUAAGAGGUAUCACCUUAAUCUAAUUUUUAGCUUUCAAUUUGCCAAACCAAUGUGAAUAGCAUGAUACGAUUUGUAAAAAAAAAUUUAUCUGUUAUGUAGAGAAUUUGUAAAUUAUUAAAAAUCAACUAACAGAACACUAUAAAAAUAGAAAGGUUAAGAGGGUGGACUCUAACGUGUCAUAAUUACCUCUACGUAUUUUUUUAACAUUAGUGCCUUCAAUAAUGUUUUUUACGCUCUUUUAAAACCAAAAUUGAUAUGUAUAAUGUAUUAAAAAUUUAGCAAAGUCAAUCUUUAGAGAAAUUCUCAAUUGACUUUUUUUAUCAAAUGUAAAAUAGAGGCUUUGUAAAUAAACGAGUGAGU